AACCCGAAUCAUGAAUUAGACGUGCCCGAAAAGCCUCUCACCGGCUAGUCCACCACCGCCUUCACUUCACUACGAAAAACCCAAAAUACCCCUCGCCAUUGCUCGAAUUCUCAUCUCUCUGCCAUCGCGAAACCCUAAGCAGCACUCCAUUGCCACUCUCUCGCUCACCUACAAAGCUCGGGGAUGUUCGCCAAGCUCUUUCGACGUUGCAGGAAAGAACCGAGCUCUGGAUCCUCUUCCCUUAAGCUUAAGCAGACACUAGCGAUGCUCAAGGAGAAGGAGAUUGUUCUUCAAAAGAAGAUCUCUAUUGAGGCUGAGAGAGCUAGAGAAUUCACAAAAGCAAAGAACAAACAAGCUGCAUUAGAAAGUUUGAAGAGGAAAAGGUACUAUGAAGUUCAAAUGGAGCAACUUGAGAGUUUUCAAUCCCGGAUUCUUGAUCAGGAGCAAAAGCUACCAAAGAAAUCGCCGGUUCAUUGCCGAGAAGUGCAGCAGAUGUCCCAGAAAGUGAAGAUCAAUUUACGGAAGAGCAAUCUUGCUUAAUGUUAAAAGUUAAAACCACUGGCUGCUACACCUGUGCAUCAAGACGGGAAGUAUCGGAUUAGAUGCAUACUCAUUAGCCAGUUCAUCGUAUGUCCAAGUAUGUAUUUCUUUCUCUCCCUUUUGUAUAUUGAACCUGCACUCUGUUGUUUUACUUCAAUCUAGCAAGCCAUUUCUGUUGCCAUUGUAAUGUUUACAUGUUCCAUGGUUGAUUUUCUGAACAUAUAUAUAUAUAUAUAUAUAUAUAUAUGAAACCAAUUGAUUAGUUUGCAACCGUUCAGAGCUUCUGGGGACAAAAUGAGCCUUUUACUUUGACCUA
Dioscorea cayenensis subsp. rotundata (Guinea yam) is the source of this 856-nucleotide messenger RNA. Its product is annotated as vacuolar protein sorting-associated protein 32 homolog 1-like. Gene Ontology annotation, biological process: vesicle budding from membrane; late endosome to vacuole transport via multivesicular body sorting pathway. The coding region runs from base 184 to 540 and encodes 118 amino acids. Gene Ontology annotation, cellular component: cytoplasmic side of plasma membrane; multivesicular body; ESCRT III complex. The record is from RefSeq and is a predicted model, not a curated record. The transcript has 5 exons. Lineage: Eukaryota; Viridiplantae; Streptophyta; Magnoliopsida; Dioscoreales; Dioscoreaceae.